CAUUUGACCCCUUUCGGUCAAAAUGGUCGGCUACGUCUUAUUUCUCAAGUUCUUUUUCUGUCCGUUCCAUGGGGGCAGAAUCUACACCCGUUCUUCGGCUUGGAUUUGGUUUCAUUGCUCACUAGCAUGCAUUAUUUCCAUUCGAUUUCGUCGCCGUUUAUUUCUACGGCUUACAUAUUUCUUUCUCUCAUCGUCAUCGUCAUAAUUAUAUCUCUGGUUGGGCUUUCCUCUGAUGAGCGUCUGGCCCUCUCUUUAAAUAGGGCUAUCUGGCUUAUACAGCCAUAUAAUAAUAGUAUAUCUAUAUUGACUUCCGAAGGUGCAUUCGAACAAGCAUGCUGGGUCUAGCGCCGAUUGCGUUGGUUUCUAUUGACGCUUUUGAUCCAUCUUCUUGUCACAUCCAUCUAAAGUCGUAGAAACGAGUGUAGA
Xylona heveae TC161 is the source of this 426-nucleotide messenger RNA. RefSeq lists its product as hypothetical. The coding region runs from base 127 to 345 and encodes 72 amino acids. NCBI's taxonomy places the organism in Eukaryota, Fungi, Ascomycota, Xylonomycetes, Xylonales, Xylonaceae. The transcript has a single exon. The record is from RefSeq and is a predicted model, not a curated record.